Messenger RNA from Anneissia japonica, 1400 nucleotides. RefSeq names its product phospholipase B1, membrane-associated-like. The coding region runs from base 1 to 1074 and encodes 357 amino acids. Gene Ontology annotation, molecular function: glycerophospholipase activity. The record is from RefSeq and is a predicted model, not a curated record. Gene Ontology annotation, biological process: phospholipid metabolic process. The transcript has 11 exons. Lineage: Eukaryota; Metazoa; Echinodermata; Crinoidea; Comatulida; Comatulidae.
AUGGCAGAGAGGAGAUCAAAUCCUAGCCAGAACCCAGUGUUAGUUGACUGUUUGAAUAUAACCUCUUAUCUUUCGGCAGCUCAUCGGGUGAGACCAGCCGAUAUCAAGGUUGUUGGCGCAAUAGGUGAUUCUAUAACGGCGGCAAAUGGUGCUGGAGCGUGUACUGUUCCAGGAGUUGCAAUUGAAUAUCGUGGACGGUCUUGGAGCAUUGGAGGAGAUGGUGCUCUAGAGUCGCUUACCGAAAGAGUAGUAACCAUUCCUAGUAAACACAUGCCGAUCCAAGCACGACGAUUGAUUGAUAAAAUGAAGAAUCACCCUUCAGUCGACUUUGAAAACGACUGGAAACUUGUGACGUUGUUCAUCGGCGGCAACGAUUUAUGUCAGUAUUGUGACAACCCGAACAAAUUUGAUCCUCACCAGUACAUUGAAUACAUCGACGAGGCACUCACAUUGAUGCAGGAAGAGCUUCCGCGAACCAUAGUGAAUGUCGUUGUAAUAUUGAAUGUCCCGCAGAUAGAGCUCCUGUCCUCUCCUAAAUGUGACGCAGUUCAUCUAGUUGUUUGUGAUUGUGCUAUGUUUUUACCAAACGAGACGGCUGCCCAUUUGCAACAAGUAACCGCAAAUUACCAGGACUGGACCAUUGAACUUGUUGAAAGCGGAAAGUUUGACACUAAGGAAGAUUUCACGGCAGUUUCUCAACCAUUCUUUACCAAAACAGAUACACCAAUGAUACCCGAGACUGGAGAGCCUGAUUUCAGCUUCUUUGCUCCAGAUUGUUUCCACUUCAGUAGCAAAGGGCAUACAGCUUCGGCUGGAGAGCUUUGGAACAACAUGCUGAUGCCUGUUGGUAAGAAACGGACGACCUGGCUACCGUUUUCAGACCUAAUUUGCCCGACUAAGGAACAUCCAUUCAUAUUUACGAAUGUGAACAGUCGUGAAGAUUUUGAGCUCACCGAGCCACCACCUACAAUAAAAGCAGCCGAACCAACAUCGCCAUCACGUGCGCAUACAAUGAAUAAUUCUUUAACCUUAAUGUUGCUGCUCCUAUUUACUAAAAUGUUUAUACAGACAUAGUGUAAUUCUUGACAAGACAAAACAUCCUCGCUCUUGUAUCAUUAUUUUACAUUUGAAACCAUUACGGUUAUACAAAGUAGAAACGUGUUCCUUGACAUUAUAUAAAUAUAAAAUAACACAUUGUAUUCCUACAAGUAUACGUCAACUGUGUAUAAUUUUUAUCGUAUCAAUGUCUAUAUUUAUAUAUAUUUCUUUGAGAACAUACGUGCUGCUUAUUACCAUCUUAUUAAUGCCUACUUUAUAUAUAUAUAAUAUAUAUAUAAUAUAUAUAUAUAAUAUAUAUAUAUAUAUAAAUAUAAAUAUAAAUAUAAAUAUAUAAAUUUAAA